AUGGUAACGAAAACGGAGGAAUCUGAACUCAACAAUCUAGAAAUCCAGGUCGACAAUGGUGGCGGAGGAGCAUGGGAGUAUCUUUCACUCGUCAGAAAACUCAAACAACGCCGUUCCGGUAAAGUCCUCAAACACGGCUUAUCGAUCUUGAAUGACUCCAAACUCCGAUCCAAUCUCGGUCCCGAAGAAUGGAGUUUGUAUGAGCAGGUUGUUGUUGCAGCUAUGGAUUGUCAAUGUGUUGAUGUUGCUCAGGACUGUGCAAAGGUUCUUCGAAAGAGGUUUCCGGAGAGCAAAAGAGUUGGCAGGCUGGAGGCAAUGUUGCUUGAAGCAAAAGGCUCAUGGGAAAUGGCAGAAAAGGCUUACACAAGCCUUUUAGAGGAUAAUCCUCUUGAUCAAACCAUCCAUAAGAGGAGGGUGGCUAUGGCAAAGGCACAAGGCAAUAUUUCUGGGGCUAUUGAAUGGCUUAAUAAAUAUCUGGAAAUAUUCAUGGCAGAUGACGAUGCAUGGAGGGAACUGGCUGAAGUAUACUUAUCCCUGCAAAUGUAUAAACAAGCAGCAUUUUGCUACGAGGAAGUGAUAUUAGCUCAACCAACUGUUCCACUUUAUCACUUAGCCUAUGCUGAUGUACUUUAUACUCUUGGUGGAUUAGAAAAUGUCCAAACUGCCAAGAAAUACUAUGCAUCCGCUAUUGACUUAACCGGAGGCAAGAAUACCAGAGCACUCUUCGGUAUAUGCUUGUGUACUUCUGCUAUUGCACAGCUUACAAAAGGAAAGGCAAAGAAGAAGUUAAGAAGACCGAAAAUGCAGUAUCCUCGAGAACCUGAUACUUCUGUUGAGGUGUUUGAAAAUUUAUCUCCUCGUGUCCAAGCUUGUAUACCAGACCUCUUGAAGGUUGAUCUGACUUGUCUGGACAAUGUGGCAGACUCUGAUGGAUCGCUUCGUGCCUUGAGGGCUAAGACUUCCAGUUUUAUUGCAAAUAAUGCUAAGCUUCAAGAGUUCCUUGGUAGAAAAGAACUUGAUAGGCAUCUUGAUACUGAUGAAGCAAUAGUUAUUGCUGCUGCUACGGUGGCUGCUGCAACUGCACGGUGGACAACUCAUGGACUGCAUCCGUUGUGCACUCUACUCCCUACAAUUUACUUUUACCCAUCCAUCUGCUAG
Molecule: messenger RNA, 1158 nt
Organism: Vicia faba (fava bean)
Lineage: Eukaryota; Viridiplantae; Streptophyta; Magnoliopsida; Fabales; Fabaceae
Source: the annotation of a GenBank genome assembly